Molecule: messenger RNA, 412 nt
Organism: Staurois parvus
Lineage: Eukaryota; Metazoa; Chordata; Amphibia; Anura; Ranidae
Source: the annotation of a GenBank genome assembly
UUGCAUUUCCAUGUUGUGUGUACUGUGGAGGACCAGAUAUAGUGAAUGCAGGAACCCUGGGGAGAGCAGAUAUAGUGAAUGCAGGAACCCGAGUGGGAGAGCGGAUAUAGUGAAUGCAGGUUCCGGGGAGAGCGGAUGUAUGUGAAUGCGGGUCCGGGAGAGCGGAUGUAGUGAAUGCAGGGUCCGGGGAUGAGCGGAUGUAGUGAAUGCAGGGUCUCCGGGGAGAGCGGAUGUAGUGAAUGCAGGGUCCGGGUGAGAGCGGAUGUAGUGAAUGCAGGGUCCGGGGAGAGCGGAUGUAGUGAAUGCAGGUCCGGGGGGAGAGCGGAUGUAGUGAAUGCAGGGUCCGGGGGAGAGCGGAUGUAGUGAAUGCAGGGUCCGGGAUUUAGUAACUGAGUAUAUUGUAGGGAAGGGU